Larimichthys crocea (large yellow croaker) is the source of this 1352-nucleotide messenger RNA. Its product is annotated as LIM and SH3 domain protein 1. Lineage: Eukaryota; Metazoa; Chordata; Actinopteri; Sciaenidae. The record is from RefSeq and is a predicted model, not a curated record. The transcript is spliced from 8 exons. Gene Ontology annotation, cellular component: focal adhesion. The coding region runs from base 143 to 940 and encodes 265 amino acids. Gene Ontology annotation, molecular function: actin filament binding.
GUAUAUUAAUUGACAAGGCUGCAGGGUGGAGGAGAGGACUGCUGGUCUCUGCUGCACAUCACAGUGUGCACUCCACCUCUGAACACUUUUUACUGGAUCAGGGACUUUGUUGUUGUUGUUGUUGUUGUUUUUGUUCGCCGUCAUGAAUCCGCCUUGUGGAAGAUGCAAUAAACCAGUUUACCCCACAGAAAAAAUAAAUUGCCUUGAUAAGUACUGGCACAAAGGCUGUUUCAGCUGCGAGGUAUGCAAAAUGGCGCUGAGCAUGACGACCUACAAAGGCUUCGAGAAGAAACCUUACUGCAGUAUGCAUUACCCCAAAACCUCCUUCACCAUAGUGACCGACACCCCCGAGAACCUGCGUCUCAAACAACAGAGCAUGCUCAACAGCCAGGCGCUCUAUAAGGAGGACUUUGAAAAGAGCAAGGGGAAAGGUUUCAGCGUGGUGGCUGACACUCCGGAGAUGCAGAGAGUGAAGAAGACACAAGACCAGAUCAGUCACGCUCUUUACAAGGAGGACUUUGAGAAGAGCAAGGGGAAAGGCUUCAGCGUGGUGGUCGACACUCCAGAGAUGCAGAGAGUGAAGAAGACACAAGACCAGAUCAGUAAUAUAAAGUACCAUGAAGAAUUUGAGAAGAGCAGGAUCCGAAGUGAUGCACCUCCUCCUGAAAACAGACAAGACAAUGAAGCGCAACCACCCAACCCUGAGAGAUUCAGUCAGCCAGUCGGACAAAUGCGUCCUGCUGCUGUAGCACCACCUAGUGGAGGGAAGCGUUUCCAGGCCAUAUACAGCUACAUGGCAGCAGAAGCGGAUGAGGUUUCCCUCCAGGAAGGUGAUCUGAUCUUAGAUGUGGAGCCGGUAGACGACGGGUGGAUGUUCGGAUUCAACCAGCGCACGGGGCAGCGAGGCUUGCUGCCUGCCAACUACGUCCGACCUGUGUGAAUCGGAAAAACACGCCUGUACGAAUCUGCUGUCACCAACAACAAUCAAAAUUUUGCAAAUAAAAAACAAGUGGUUAGUUUUUGAAAUAUGUCUGGUUCUGCGUUGUCCCUUCUCACUGUAGGGAAGAACAGUGAUGCUAAAGAUUGAAGUGAAAUCAUCCAUCUGUAAGAGAAACCUAAGAAUGUAAAGCAGAAAGAAUAAAUAAUUAACCUACUAUUUGCUACAAUGCUUCACAUGUAAUGUUUUUAAUCUCUCUCAGGUAACAUUUACCUUUAUCCGUACGGCAGUAACAUGCACACAAACUGAUGAACCAAAGACAUCCUGAAUUGAUGUUUUGUAAAAACCCAUUUAACACUUUUAAACCAUACAUUAAUGAUUUUAUCAUGUAAGCAGAUUUAAUUAAAAGUGGAAU